AUGGCUCUGGAUGAUGCGGCAAUGCACCGUGCAGGUCUUGCAUUUCUUUAUAGGAUCAUUCCAAUUUUAGUCGCCACCCUUUUAUACGGCAUUUAUAUUUCACUGCUAAUAACUGCAACUCGAGGAUUAUGGCAGCGAGGAUUAAAGAACCAUGCCAAUAUCAUCAUCCUGCUUGUUCUAUAUGUGCUGUUUUUCAUCACAAGCACAUUGUGGUCUUUGGAGGUGGCUCAGCUCAUGGGACUGGUCGAGCUACUCCUAGAUCCCAAAGAUCUAUCUACCGACGGGCAGUUCAAUGUCUUCUAUGCACUUAUAGCACGUGAGACGAAGCUUACUAGUGUGCUUUUUGAAUCUCAAAUGAUUGUUGGUGAUGUACUGGUGAUUUGGCGCCUUUCAGCUAUAUGGUUCAACAAUCGAAUAAUGGUUUUGAUGCCUUUGUUUUGGUGGGGAUUAAUGAUCAUCAACAUGAUUAUCGAGGCCUCACACUGUAACUCGGGCGUAUCCAGUACGAACUACACUGAACUAUGCAAAGUAACCCAGGUGUUAGCGCCUGUGUUAUCAGUUGUAACAAAUGUUUCAGUGAUGAUGCUCACUUUAUGGAAGGCAUGGGUACUUCGAAGCGAGUUCAAGCAUAUCCUCCGCAACCGACGAAACAAUAAAUUGUUCAGUAUCUUCGUGCUCCUCAUCGAAUCUGGGACUCUGUAUGUCAUAAUGCUGGUGACAGACCUACUGAUCACAUCCUAUGUCGUUGGAGGAAACGAAUCUGUAGCGCGCAUGAUCAGUUGCAUCUCGGGAUAUUCUACAGUCCAGUUUGUUGCCAUUUAUCCUACGCUCAUGCUCAAUGUCCUCCGAGAAUCUAUCUGGAACUCGCCCAACGACAACCUUGAAGUAUUAUCAGUUAGCAGAAUGCAAUUUACUACAAAACAACUUAGUCCACUGGCGGCGGCGGUGACGUACACUGAUAAUCCUCAACGCAGCUUGGCUACCAUGCAAUUCGCUGGUUCCACCGACGCGGACACGGUGUCGCUGACAGAUCGGAGCGGCAAGAAUGAGAACUCCAAAGCAUAA
This is a messenger RNA of Lentinula edodes (shiitake mushroom), 1065 nucleotides long. RefSeq lists its product as uncharacterized. The transcript has 8 exons. Bases 1 to 1065 code for a protein of 354 amino acids. Lineage: Eukaryota; Fungi; Basidiomycota; Agaricomycetes; Agaricales; Omphalotaceae. The record is from RefSeq and is a predicted model, not a curated record.